AGUUCAUUUGGUAGCACACGGUGUGGGUCCUUCGUAGCGGAGGUGACAUUCAAUCGAGGCAGUCUGGAUAAGACGGUUUGGGGUUGACGAAAAUAAUCUAGAAAACAUGGCACAAGCAGCACAGAAACUUGUGGCCAAAGCUCCACAAUUAGUCAGCGCUGCAGUCACCUACUCAAAACCCCGGCUAGCAACAUUCUGGCGCUAUGCGCGCGUGGAGCUUGUGCCUCCGUCCCCAGCAGAGAUUCCCAAGGCCAUCGAGAGCGCCUUAGGGCUUGUCAAGAGCUUCCAAGCGGGUCGUCUUGGUCAGACCACAGUUAGGGAGGCCUUGCGGAACGGUCUCGUCGCCACGGAAGUACUGAUGUGGUUCUACAUCGGAGAGAUCAUCGGGAAAGGAAGCAUCGUUGGAUACAAUGUGUAGCCUAAAUCGUAGACUCCUGUGGCCUGCUGUUCCCCUUUGAGUGCUUCUGUAAAUGGUCUUUGCCUCCUGUUUUGGGAUCCAAUAAAUUUAUGUUUAAAAGUAA
Molecule: messenger RNA, 521 nt
Organism: Conger conger (European conger)
Lineage: Eukaryota; Metazoa; Chordata; Actinopteri; Anguilliformes; Congridae
Gene: atp5mg
Product: ATP synthase, H+ transporting, mitochondrial F0 complex, subunit g
Exons: 3
Coding region: 107-418 (103 amino acids)
Biological process (GO): proton motive force-driven ATP synthesis
Molecular function (GO): proton transmembrane transporter activity
Source: RefSeq, a predicted model, not a curated record